Molecule: messenger RNA, 1719 nt
Organism: Aureobasidium melanogenum CBS 110374
Lineage: Eukaryota; Fungi; Ascomycota; Dothideomycetes; Dothideales; Saccotheciaceae
Product: amidase signature enzyme
Exons: 3
Coding region: 1-1719 (572 amino acids)
Molecular function (GO): catalytic activity
Source: RefSeq, a predicted model, not a curated record
AUGUCGAUUGUAUCGCUUGCAGAGGGUAGCUUGCCCACGGUCACCAAAGAAGAACUGCAUGCUGCUGCCAAAGGAAGAGGCUUUUCCAUUCCAGCAGGCAGUCAGGAUGAGAUAGAUUUUCUUCUGCUGCAAAACAGCUUCGAUGCCGUUGCUUCAGCUGUAGCGGCUCUUCCUGAGUAUAUCGAUCCAAGACUCGAGCCAGUUCCAGUAGAAGGUGGAGAGCGGAAGUGGACAAAACCCGCUUCGGAAGAGAAUACUCUCAAUGCUUGGUCGCACAAGACAAACCUCAAGGCAUCUUCUCCAACAAGCACAGUACUUGCCGGUAAGACUCUUGCCAUGAAGGACAAUGUCAGUGUUGCUGGAGCACCUUUGCGUUUGGGCACUGCUCCCGAAUUGUUCAAGGGUGGAAAACAUGCUAUCAGUGAAAUUGACGCAACUGUGGUGAAACGCAUCCUUGAGGCCUCUGGCACAAUUUCUGGAACUGCAGUGUGCGAAAACUUCAGCUUGUUCCCUACUUCUGUUUCAGCAGACAGUGGACCCGUCCAUAAUGCAUGGGCUCAGGGUUAUAUGACCGGAGGCAGUAGCUCGGGAUGUGCUUCAUUGGUUUCGGCAAAGGACGUGAAGGUUUGGAGCGAGAAGCAUGGAUUGACCUUCAAGACAACAGCACUAGAAGAAGGAGGCGUAGACAUGGCGAUUGGUGGUGAUCAGGGAGGCUCCAUUCGUGCACCAGCAUCUUUUGGCGGAUUUUAUGGGCUCAAGCCUACUACAGGACUGGUUCCGUAUACAGGCAUAGUGUCCAUCCUCCCGAUGAUCGACUCGACAGGACCCAUGGCAAGAUCUAUUGAGGAUGUUGCACUUUUGCUUGGCGUCAUCGCUGGCUACGAUGGCAUCGAUCCUCGUCAAACACCAGAGACGCCUCUUCGUCAAGCUGUGCCCGAUUACACAGGGCUCCUCGCCGAAUGGCAAGCAGCCAAAGAAGAAGCCAGCGAAUGGACUACCACAGCAGCGGCAAAAGGGCUCCGGAUCGGCAUCCUCAAAGAAGCAUGGGAGAUCGCCGGUCUGAACACCAACGUAGCCGCGAUCGUCAGGGCCGCAGCGGAGAGAUUUAGUAAACUCGGGGCAGAAGUCCACGAGGUAUCGGUACCACUGCAUCUGCUAGGCCCGUCGAUUUGGACCGUUGCAGGUCGCGAGGCUAUUCCCCGAUUCUUCGAGAACAGGGCUUCCGACUUACUUUCUCAUCCCUUGCCAGGGCUUGAGCCGAACCCGACGGAUCAGACUUUCUACGACAAGUUAGUCUACAAGAACCCGGCUGUCAUCAAUGUUGUGCUCAACGCCGAGCACAUGGAAACUAAAUAUGGACCUUCGCUUACUCGCAAGGCUCAUAUGCUGGUUCAUCAGUUGCGUGCCGAGUAUGACAAGGUGUUCGAGAAGGUUGAUAUUUUGAUCACACCGACAACGCCGACCGUGGCAGACAAGCACUGCAACUAUACUAGUGUCAUGGAGAUUGCACAGAAGGCUGUGGGUGUCACGCUGAAUACUUCACCUUUCAACUGCUCUGGGCAUCCUGCAAUGUCAAUUCCAUGCGGUUGGUCAGAGACUAGCGACGGCGAAGGCAAGCUUCCGGUCGGUAUGCAGCUUGUAGGCAAGAGAUGGCAUGAGAUGGAUAUUUUGAAGGCUGCCUCUGCUUGGGAAGUGCUAGGCAAGGGACUGGAUUCGUAG